Mangifera indica (mango) is the source of this 598-nucleotide messenger RNA. Its product is annotated as non-specific lipid-transfer protein 1-like. Gene Ontology annotation, molecular function: lipid binding. The transcript has 2 exons. The record is from RefSeq and is a predicted model, not a curated record. Lineage: Eukaryota; Viridiplantae; Streptophyta; Magnoliopsida; Sapindales; Anacardiaceae. Bases 73 to 423 code for a protein of 116 amino acids. Gene Ontology annotation, cellular component: membrane. Gene Ontology annotation, biological process: lipid transport.
CCUUCAAUACUCACUCAGGCUUACAACCCUACUUAACAAUCUUCUAUCCGAUCAGUUAUCUCAGCAGCAAUUAUGGCUGGCUUAAAGCUCGUUUUCGCCUUGGCUUUUGCAUUGUUGGUGGCUGCACCUGUGGCUCUUGCCAUUAACUGCGGUCAGGUUUCGAGUAAUCUUAGUCCAUGCUUGAACUAUCUGAGGACUGAUGGUAAAGGUGCCCCGCCAGCCAAUUGCUGCACUGGAGUUAACACCAUAAACAACGCAGCCCGCACUACAAAAGACCGCCAAGAUGCUUGCCGAUGCCUGCAAAAUGCAGCUAAAGGAAUCCCUGGAUUGAACUCUAACGCUGCUGCUGCUCUCCCUUCCAAAUGCGGAGUUAACAUUCCAUACAAGAUCAGCACCUCCACCAACUGCGCUAGCAUCAAGUGAAGCCCAUGCAUGGACUGGUUAUAAAAGUUCGAAAGUUUGAAGAGAAUAAAGAAGAUCCGACUCAUGUCCUAGUCCUAGUUUGUGGUCUUUAGAUUUCAUGUCGUCGUCCAUAUGAGUCGAAUCUUGUAUGUCUUUAACGAAAUCUAUGGAAAUAAAAUGAAUUAUUAGAAAUUAA